Molecule: messenger RNA, 2228 nt
Organism: Homalodisca vitripennis (glassy-winged sharpshooter)
Lineage: Eukaryota; Metazoa; Arthropoda; Insecta; Hemiptera; Cicadellidae
Gene: mfr
Product: otoferlin
Exons: 1
Coding region: 71-2035 (654 amino acids)
Biological process (GO): plasma membrane organization
Source: RefSeq, a predicted model, not a curated record
UGAUCUGACAGCCCAUCGUAAGUCUCUUGUAGAUCGUGCAGAAGCUAGGCGAUCACUAUCUCGAGAUUCAAUGCCUGAUCUGAUCCCACUAAUAGAGAUUGAUGAGUAUAGUCGUGCCUCUAGUUUAAUAAGCCAACAAAAAAGAUUUAUGAAAUCACCUGUUGCAUUUUUUAGAUCGUUAAAAUCAUGGUUAAUUUAUCUAAAAUCAUUUUUAUAUACUGUUGAAAAGAAAGUCGAAAAAAUACUAGAUGACGAUAAAAACGACGAAGAUCAUGAUUGGUGGUAUAAGUAUUUUUCAGGAAUCUUGGCAAAAUAUACAAAUAAACUGGAGGAUCAAAAAGAAUAUGGUGGGUUUAACGAUGUACUUAGAACGUUUAUUAUCACGCGGAAAACUGCCGAAUUUGAAAGAGAAGUAGCUAAAUUAAAAGUGCUUAUUAGUUUAUACCGGUGGCCAGUUCAAGACAAUGUGGUUACACCACGAGGGGAAGAUCCAACAAUGGGAGUGCUGAAACAAAAUGAGUUAAGUGACAGAGUAAAGCUGUUGGUUCGUGUUUACUGUGUAAAAGCUUUUGAUCUGCACCCCGCAGACCCUAAUGGUAAAGCAGAUCCAUACAUUGAAGUUGCAACUCCCUCAAAUGUAGUCUCGGAUAAACUUAACUACGUACCCAAUCAACUAAAUCCUGUAUUUGGGAGAUGCCUUGAAAUUGCCGCAACGUUUCCUGUGGACACCAUGCUGGCAAUACGUGUAAUGGAUUGGGACAGACUCACCAAACAUGAUUUGAUUGGUGAAACUAUCAUAGACUUGGAGAAUCGUUUCUACAGCAAACACAGAGGCACGUGUGGUUUAGCAUCAAAAUAUUCUACAUCAGGCUGCAAUAGUUGGAGAGAUGUGGAAAAACCUACUGAAAUACUUGAAAGGCUGUGCAACACCUAUAAUCUACCAUUACCUCAGUACUAUAGUAAAAGUGUACUCGUCGCCUGCAAGGAGUUCGUAAUAACCGAUGUAUCUGAGAAUGCAGAGGAAACGAAGGAAAGGUUGGCAUUGAAGGCACUACACCAUUGGCACGAACUGCCAGUGAUAGGUAAACAUUUAGUUACUGAACACGUUGAAACUCGAUCUUUGUUCAAGAGAGAAAAACCAGGACUAGAGCAAGGGAAACUGGAGCUGUGGGUGGACUUGUUCGACUUAUCAAUGGGCCAAAUACCUCUUCCAAUAAACAUCACUCCUCGUAAACCACAAUCAUACGAACUUAGAGUAGUCAUUUUGAAUACAUCUCAAGUACCAUUGGUUGACGAUUCUUACUUCGUCGGCAGAAAAAGCACUGACAUAUUUGUUAAAGGGUGGCUGUGGGAUUCCAACGAUGUUCAAAUGACGGAUGUCCAUUAUAACUCAAUAAAUGGGGAAGGCAAUUUCAACUGGAGAUUUAUAUUUCAGUUUCAAUAUUAUAGAUCUGAAAAAGUGAUGAUGUUUUACAAGAAACGUGUUUGGGAUCUGGCAACAACAGAGGUAAAGGUGCCUCCGCUGCUGCAUCUACAGGUGUGGGACAGAGACAGGUUAUCGUCAGACGAUUUUAUAGGGGACAUGGUAAUUGAACUGAAUAAAAUGCCACGUGGGGCAAGAUCGGUAAAAACGUGUAAAUUGCGCACGCCCCUUACUCCUUUUCAGGGUGUAGAUUUGUUUAAAGUUAAACGCAUGAGAGGAUGGUGGCCCUUCAUAAGAGAAAAAACAGAUAAAACCCCAACAUAUGGCGGGUUUCUCGAAGCCGAAUUUCAUUUAAUGACAGACGAAGAGGCUCUUGCAAGACCUGCAGGAAUGGGAAGAUCAGAGCCAAUGGCAUUACCGCCUCCUAUGAGGCCGGAGUUCAGGACUAAAUUUUGGCUUGCUCCUUUUCGUAUACUUACUCAUCUAAUAUGUAAAGUUCACAGAAAGAAAUUUAUAUUUGGUCUUCUGAUCUGUGCAUCCACUCUUUUUGUAUUGGUUGGUGUAUAUUCCAUUCCGAUGUUUGUAAUGAAAAAACUCUUGGGUGCAAAAUAGCAGAUCUACUGGCACCAACGACAAAUUCCAAUCUUAUGAAUUUCUCUUAGUAUAUGGGCCAUAUCUAUUAAAUAAGUAAUAUACAGUAUUAUUAUUACUUAAUGUAUCAUUAGUAGAUAGUUGAAUUGUUUUGUAUUAUAUUACCUGUUCUUAUUUUGAUGGUACAAAAAUGUUAAAUUAUUUACUAAUAAAU